CGUGCCGCAAACCUUAUACCUUACACCUGCUUUGUUUUGUUGGGUUUUGCAGCGUACGUGGGGUUCAUGCUCAUACAUUAGUUGUCAGCAUCAUUUUUGACCAUCAUCUGCAAUUGAAACCUGCUGAGAUAAAUAAUGGAUGAUGAAGAAUAUGGUUCAGACUCAAGUGAUGAAGACUAUAAGCCAGGAGGUGAGUCUGAUGUCAGUGAGGAGGAAGGCGAGGGGGAUCCGGAAGAAUUGGAUGCUGUUCUGAAAGAGGCUGGGAAAUCAGCACAAAAAGGCAAGAGGCAGAAAAGGCAGCCAAAGGGACCCAGAAAGAAAAGGGCUUUGGUACUGGAGGGAGAAGAAGACACGACCCCAGAGACACAUACCACAAAAACGGAACUUGAGGAAAGCAUACAGGCCGAAAAACUGCAAAAGCAAGAGGAGAAAGAGAAGAAAAAAGCGGAUGACCUGUUUGCUGACUUCAUGCGGGACGUGAGCGGACCGAAGCCCCGGCCGAAGCCGACGGCCGGCGCCGGUCUGGGCGGCCUCGUGACGGCGGCCGGCGGCGGGGCAGCCUCGAAGCCGGCCCCGGAGGCCCUCACCUCGAAGCCGGCCCCGCCCGCCAAAGUCACCGUCACCAAGGUGUUCGACUUCGCCGGCGAGGCGGUCACCGUCACGAAGGACGUGGACGUUAGCAGCCGCGAGGCUAAGCGGGCGGCGACGGGCGGUACCGGCAGUUCACAGCCAAGUCCACAGAUGGCAGUGCCGUCACGCCGAGGCGGCCUGGCCGGCCUGGUGAACAACCUUGGCAAGAAGCCAAAGAUGAGCGUGCUGGAGAAGUCCCGGCUGGACUGGGUCGGCUUCAAGAAGGAGGAGAAUCUGGAGGAAGAGCUGGAUCGGCACAAACGCAGCAAAAACUCGUUCCUGGACAAGCAGGAGUUUCUGCAGAGGGCUGACCAGCGCCAGUUCGAGCUGGAGAAGUCCGCGCGGGAGCGGAACCGACCGCCGAGAUGAGGCUCAGCCGUGCCCCGGCGCCGACCGGGCCGGCCCCGUCCUCUCUGUGUCGUCAUCCAUCACCGCGCCGCCGCCCGGGCUGCGUGGGAUCGGCGAGGCGCGCGUCUGCCGCCCCGUCCUCCGGACCGCCCCCGCUCGGACCGAGCAGUCGAUGCCGUGCGGACCCAGCGGUCACACCGAGGCUACACACGUGGCGUGCGGCCAUGACCUGAGCCCGCCAGCCUGGGGCGAGGGACUACUCCUGGGAGCGUGAGUCUCGUGUAUGGCGGUCGGCGCCCCGUCACCGGUGGGGCUGGGACGUCUCUGAUGCCUCCGCCGGGACAGGCGAUCAAUACAGACACGCACUCUC
This is a messenger RNA of Pollicipes pollicipes, 1348 nucleotides long. RefSeq names its product yeti (gene Yeti). NCBI's taxonomy places the organism in Eukaryota, Metazoa, Arthropoda, Thecostraca, Pollicipedomorpha, Pollicipedidae. The record is from RefSeq and is a predicted model, not a curated record. The transcript is spliced from 7 exons. Bases 136 to 999 code for a protein of 287 amino acids. Gene Ontology annotation, cellular component: Swr1 complex.